Messenger RNA from Cuscuta epithymum, 1802 nucleotides. NCBI's taxonomy places the organism in Eukaryota, Viridiplantae, Streptophyta, Magnoliopsida, Solanales, Convolvulaceae. The record is from the annotation of a GenBank genome assembly.
AAUCCAUAAAUAAAACUACUUUCAAUUGAUAAUUCAUGUUUCUUGUACACGUUUUCUGUACACGUCAUUGUACACAUCAACCCAAUUGUCUAAGCACAAAAAAAAACCCUUUCAUUUUGUGAAGAGAUUGAUUUUCCACCGAUAAAUUUGUUGUUGUGAAAAAUUAUCGAUUCCAAAAAUAAUUCAUUCAUAAAACAAAAUGAAAUUGUCUGUGCUCCAAAAACUUGAUCGACGGAUAAAAUGAUGUGCACAAAAAACAUGUAUCCCUAUUCGCAACCCUCUUUGUGUGAUAUAACCCCGAGUUCUUGGAAGGUGAGGCACGCCCUUUUCGUUGCCGUGGCGGCAAUACAAAGCCGGCGAAGGUGCGCCAUUUCUUGUUCACUUCAAGCUGAGAUUUUGCGUCAUAUAUCAAUUCAAAGUUUUUUUCUAAAGAAAUAUCACAUCAAAGUUAAUAAUGGCUAUGUGGACAAAAGAAGUUCGAAUUUGGCUAUCAGGAGCUGCCUUGACCGGAUAAUAACUGCCUUGACCGGAUAAUAAAAGCUUUCCAGUUCAGGGAUUAACUACCAUCUGAUUUAGGAAGCUUUCUCUACUCUCUGAAAUCUUAUGCUACUGGAAAUGUUGGCAUACGAAGAUUUGCAUACGCACGAUGCUGAGCUGGACCCAAAGUCUCCUGGAUCUGAAAGGAUGUAAAAUUCUAUAUAAUCGAAAGCUUGGGAGAGGAAUAAGAAUCAGAAUUGUUUUCGAUUAAAUUGUUUCCUUUUGUUCUAUACUACCAGUCAAUAUCAUGGCUUCACGUUUCGCUAGGAGACAGGCCUCUGGGUUUUUGGGACCUCUUCUUUCUUCAUCUUUGCCUCGUCUCUGCACCAGGAAUGGUGUUUCAGGGAACACGAGAACCUCGCCUAUCCUCACCCAAUUCGUCGAUUCAAACUCAGUCAAGUCUCCUCCCUCUUCACCCAUCCAAAAACUCAGUUUCCCAGAUUCCUUUACUUACAGAUUUUGCGCCAAAUUUAGCUCUCAUCUCCCCACCCUACCCCGCCGGAACCCUAGCAGUAUACACCAAAAAUUUCUUCUUAAACCCAAACGAUCGGAUCUCAGUGGACUGUCUCUGUUAACGAACAACCAAAGGGCCGUAUUCUCAAGUUCUUCAGAGCAGGCUGAGCUGCCAAGCGGCGGCGGCGGAAAAACUCUAAGCGGCGAUGAGACAAAGCGCGUGGAGAUCUAUGAACCCAGAUUCGACCGAAGCGAAUCCGCGCAGGCCAAUGAAACCCGAGACGCAAUUUGUAUCAGAAUGGCAAUUUGUUGUUGUCUCGUUGCGCUGGUUUUAAUUACUUGGUUGCACUACCCUUUAAGGAUUUUAUAUGUUAUUCCUGCUGUUGUCGCAAAACAAGGGAAUUUUGUAGCACCUACAAAAGUUGCACCACCUACAUUUGAUGAUUGCAUCAAUAAACUCAAAAUGCUUGGAUGGGAAGAAGAUGAGCCAUUAUAUAGGGUUGCACUUGCAAUUCUUUGUGACCCAAAUGACCUUUACCGGGAAGCUUGGAUGAAAAUCGACCCAGAACAUCUCCAAAACUGGGUCGAAAUGAUUGGAAAAAAGUUAGGAUUCAUGUAAUGUUUUCAUAUGUGGUGUUUGUGUUUACAUGUUAUGUUUAGACAUUAGGAUGAUUAUUAUGUGUUAUUUGUGAAUCUUAUAGGGAGUAAUGUUUUCUGUGAUAUCUAAAAGAACAUCUAAUGUUUUUUUUUUGUAAGGUCAAUGCAGAUCUGCAAGAGCAACUUAUAUUCUUAAUACAUAGUAGUUUAUAUCA